AUGGCGCCAGCAUCUUACCAUGACGACUCCAAGGAGGCCGGCGCUGAGGCUCUUCCUGCCGCCUCAGACCCUCCCAGUGAGGCGCCCGUUCUUGACAGCCGGCCGGACUACUCCAUCUUCACAACGUGGGAGAAGACGAGUAUUGUCCUCGGCGCCGCCGCCGGGGCCUUCCUUUCGCCCCUCACCGGUCAGAUAUACUUGCCUGCCCUCAACCUUCUUGCUCAAGAUCUCAAGAUCACAGACGCGCAGGCCAACUUGACCGUGACAACGUACAUGAUAUUCCAAGGCAUCACACCCAUGUUCAUCGGCUCUUUCGCCGAUGGCGCCGGCCGACGACCUGCCUAUCUACUGUGUUUUGUUGUCUAUAUUGCGGCCAACAUCGGUUGUGCUCUGUCCCCCAACUACGUUGCCCUCCUUAUCUUGCGCAUGCUCCAGUCCGCCGGCUCAAGCACCACCGUAGCCUUGUGUCAGGCUGUCGUUUCCGACAUCAUCACUUCGGCUGAGCGCGGACAGUACGUCGGCUAUGUCACAGUCCCUGUUCUUCUUGCCCCAGCUGUAGGGCCCGUACUCGGUGGUGCCAUCGCUCACUACUUGGGCUGGCGUUGGAUCUUUUGGUUCCUCACUAUCCUUGCUGGCGCCAUCACAAUUCUCUACGCCAUGUUCAUGCCGGAAACUUGCAGAAGGAUCGUGGAUGACGGCAGCGUGCGACCUCACCCCAUCUACCGUACCCUCUGGCAGCUCUGGAAGGACGCGCUACAGAAAAGAAAGGCAAGGCGUAGCGAAGAUGCGUCAGCAUUACAGCGGACCGCCUCCCGUGCGUCUGUGAGGCAGAGCCUGCGGUUGAAAAGGCCAAAUCCGCUGCGAAGUCUGACGAUCCUGUUCGAAGUUGAGAUGUCUAUUCUUCUGUUCUAUAGCGCCAUUCCUUUCGCAUCCUUCUAUGCCAUCGCCACGGCUAUGCCGUCGCAGCUUGGCGAAAACUACGGUUUAGAUGACUUGAAAGUCGGAUUAAUGUACUUACCUCUGGGCGGCGGGUCCAUGUUUGCCGCUAUCGCCAUGGGCAGAGUUAUCAACUGGAACUACCGGAGACAUUGCAAAAAGCUUGGCGUGCCUUUCGAGCGGUCCAAACAACAAGACCUCUCCGAAUUCCCUAUCGAGAAGGCGAGGUUGGAGGUUGGCAUUCCGCUUCUCUCGCUCUCGACUGUGGUGCUCUUUGCUUGGGGGUGGGCCCUGCAGUAUCAUGCUCACCUCGCCGUCUUGUGUGUCUUGCUCUUCAUCAUGGGGGUGGGUAUCAUUGGGUACAGCAACACCACUGGUGCACUCAUAGUCGAUGUCAACCCAAGCAAUGCGGGUGCCGCAACAGCGAGUAACAACCUCACGAGAUGUCUGAUUGGGGCAGCAGCUACGGCUGUCAUCAAUCCCAUGAUCAAAGGCAUCGGUGCUGGGUGGGCGUUUUUUAUCCUCGGUGCCCUCCAACUCGUCGGUGCGCCCGUUCUGUUACUAGUCAUGAGAAACGGCAUUCAAUGGCGAAAAGCAAAAGAGGCAAGAAGACGACAAAAGAAGGAGAGAAAAGCUUCGCGGGUUGCAAAUGCAGAGACCAGUCAAGGCCAGCAGGCUGAUUAUCCUCCAGAUGGUAAGGAGUAA
Messenger RNA from Neoarthrinium moseri, 1641 nucleotides. RefSeq lists its product as uncharacterized. Bases 1 to 1641 code for a protein of 546 amino acids. Lineage: Eukaryota; Fungi; Ascomycota; Sordariomycetes; Amphisphaeriales; Apiosporaceae. The transcript has 2 exons. Gene Ontology annotation, biological process: transmembrane transport. The record is from RefSeq and is a predicted model, not a curated record. Gene Ontology annotation, molecular function: transmembrane transporter activity.